Molecule: messenger RNA, 2154 nt
Organism: Podarcis lilfordi (Lilford's wall lizard)
Lineage: Eukaryota; Metazoa; Chordata; Lepidosauria; Squamata; Lacertidae
Source: the annotation of a GenBank genome assembly
AUGCACUGGACACCCGAGCAUGCUCAGCCCCUGAACCAGUGGCCAGAGCAGCACCUUGAUGUCUCCUCCACAACCUCAUCGCCUGCCCACAAGUCGGACCUCUACCACAGCAGCCGGCAGCGCUUCAACUACGCCUGGGCCAACGAUGACAUCUCUGCCCUGACCGCCUCCAACCUGCUGAAGAGGUAUGCUGAGAAGUACUCCGGAGUACUGGACUCCCCAUAUGACAGGCCACCGGGGCUCAACACCUACGGGGAUGGCGCCUUUGGGCCCCUCAACGGCCAGAAGGGAGAGAUGGAGCCUUGGCCGAUGGCGCACAGCUCAGAGGGGGCUUACCCUUUGACCCCGAUGCACGAUGGAUUGCCCACCUCCAAGGGGAUCAUCCCUCCUGCUGUCACCCCUGGGAACAGCCUUGGGACCUCCCCGGUGGUCUCCAGCAAUCUGUCGGACUCCAUUUACCCCAGUAACACAUGCGGGGGACCCCCGACUUCUGGCAGUCUUGGUCCGUCUCAGGAGUACCCUUCAGGCUACAGUGGGGCCUACUUGCCAUCGGGCUACUGCAGCCAACCUGCCUCGGCGCUUCCGCCUCCACACCCGUCCACCUUGCAUAGCUCAGGCCUCCUUCAACCCAGCCACCCUUCCACGGCGCUCGUCCCCAGCUACAGCUCCUCAGGACCCAUGUACAAUUACGCCUCAGGCAGCUACCCACCCCAGCCUGGCUAUGGCACCAUUCACCCUCCCCACCCGUCAGCCUCGUAUUUGCCCUCGGGCAUUGCUGCCCCCACACCCAUCCCUCCUUCCUCUCGCCCCCCUGUCGUCCCUGGGUACAGCUACCAGAGCCCCCUAGCUGUGCCACCCCUCAGUGGUGAGUCGGGGAGCUCUCUGAAAAGGAAGGCCUUUGAUCUCGCCGGCGGUGAAGAUGACGGCGAAGGCCGGUAUCGCAAAUACAGCUAUGAGCAACCAAAGUCUCCGUAUCAGAUGUCCGACAGCGGUGAAUGUAGAGGAAAUGGGUUCAGCCGCAGCUCUGAGGUGCCUUUCAAAGGGGGGAAGAGGCCCGCAGGCGUGGCGGCCACCACCGUGGCUUCAGAGGAGCCUGUGGGGAAAUACAACAGCCAGCCCAUGAAAGGCCUGGUGUCUACGGCUUACAGCGUGGGUGAAGCCCCGCUGAGGCCUAGCGAGACCUUUGAGAAGUUCACCCCUCCGGCUGCCAACGGGGAACAUGGAGGAGAGUCCUUUGCCCUCAGGAUGCAACCCAAGCCGCCACCCUUCAGCAGCGACAACAGCAGCCAGACUGUGGAAGAGCAGCUGAAAGCCAUGGACCCGUUUGUUCUGGAGCUGGUGAACAACAAGAUCAUUGAUUGCGGUCCUCCAGUUCAGUGGACAGACAUCGCAGGGCAAGUCUCUGUCAAAGCUGCCAUCGAGGAAGAGCUGGUGUGGCCCAUCUUGAGGCCAGGUGCUUACACUGGGGCAAGCCGGCCACCCAAAACCAUCUUGCUCUUUGGACCUCGCGGUGUCGGGAAGACCCUGUUGAGCAGAUGCGUUUGCACCCAGCUGGGGUCCACCCUGAUGAAGCUCAGCGGGACAGCCUUGGUCUCCAAGUGGAAGGCAGAAGCCGAGAAGAUCCUGCAGGCCACGUUCUUCGUGUCCAACUGCCGGCAGCCGGCGGUCGUUCUCCUCACUGAUGUGGAAUCCCUCCUGGAAGACGCCGCUGUCCUGAAGUCCCAGCUCCUUUCCUACCUGGAUAACCUUGCUACCUCAGGCGAGCAGAACGUUGUGGUCAUAGCAACCACCACCAGGCCUGGCAACCUGGACGAAGCCACCCAGAGGAGGUUUGCCAAGCGCUUCUACAUCUCCCCGCCAGACAGCGUUGCCAGGCGGCAGAUCCUGCACCAUGCUUUAGCCCAGCAAAACUACUGCCUCAACGAGAGGGAGAUGGCCUCCAUUGUCCAACUCACUGAGAGCUAUUCCGGCAGCGAGCUCCUCCACCUCUGCCAGCAGGUUGCGUCCAGCAAGCUGCAGAGCCUGCCGGGGCAGCUUCAGCCCACCUCCUACAAGGAUUUCGAAAGCGUUUUCUGCAAAAUCCACCCUGCCGUCUCUCAGAAGGAGCUGGACUUGUACGUGGAAUGGGAUAAAAUGUAUGGGUCUCAGCACUAG